Messenger RNA from Triticum turgidum subsp. durum (durum wheat), 1560 nucleotides. Lineage: Eukaryota; Viridiplantae; Streptophyta; Magnoliopsida; Poales; Poaceae. The record is from the annotation of a GenBank genome assembly.
AUGAUGCUUAUGACCAUGAUACGGUUGUCUUACCUAUCAGCUGAUUUCAUCGCAGCAUAUCCACUAAGACACCUUUCAGAAGUCAAUGUAUCCAAAGAUUUAUUGGCGAACACGUUGGCGAGCGUGACAUCCGCAGUUCCUACAAGAUGUGACUACAGUAAGGCGAGGCCGACCAUUUACAAGGUACCCAAAGAACUUAAAAGGGGUGAUGAGGACGAAGGCUAUGAGCCGGUCGCUGUUAGCAUAGGCCCCUUUACAAAGAGCGUCAACAGCACGGCGCAGCUGGAGAACUACAAAUGGUGCUGCGUCCGGCAACUUUUGAGCUCGCACCAAAACCACCCUGACAGUGACGUCCCCGAGGGGCUGCUAAAGAGUUGCCUGGAGAACAUGAAGCGUCUGGAGCCAGAUAUUCGGGCGGCCUACUCUGAAGACGUUGAGGGCGACAGCGAUGUCCUGGCAGUCAGUAUGCUACUCGAUGGCUGUUUCAUCCUCCAGCGCUUGCUCAAGGCCACACGCGUCGGGGAAAAGGAAGCAACUUCAGUCGGCUCGGAGAACCGAUCAAUGAAAAGAGGAUUUCCCUCAAGCUUCUUCGAGUCGUCCCUAGGGAGUACAAGCAGCAGGCAGGAGAACAUUGCUCAAGACGACGACUGGACGCAGGUUUUUGGCAGGGUCAGGGUGUGGCAAUUAGUGGCAACCGACCUACUGCUGCUCGAGAAUCAGAUCCCUUUCUUUGUGCUGAUUAAGCUAUUUGAGCUGCUCUGGAGUGGUGACGGUGAGCCCCAAGACACCCUCGUCAAGGGCAGCCUCCGGCUUUUCCGAUCUCUAUGUCCCCACAUGCUGCAACGUUCAGCUGCUAAUUCAGGAAUUGACUACCGCGGCGUGCACGUGCACCACCUGCUGCACCUCUUCUACCUCUCCGUCAUCCAAGCCCAGACACCUCCUAACAACUUCGAUCAAUCAGUUUCUCUUUUUGUGUUGGAUUUGGAUCUCCCGCAGUGGAUGCCGUGUGCCAAGGAGUUGAUGGAAGCUGGGGUAAAGUUCAGAAAGGGAAAGAAGGAGGACAGUUUCCUGGACAUCAAGUUCAACAGCCACAAGGGCAUCCUGAAGAUACCACCCCUGAGGUUCUAUGAUUUCAGCGACAAGCUGUUCCGGAACCUGAUCGCCUUCGAGCAGACCUAUCCACACACCCCGGGUGACAUCACCACAUAUGCUAUCUUCAUGGACUGCCUCGUCAACACGCCAGAGGACAUGCUCAUCCUGCACCUGCGUCACAUUAUUGUCAACCAGAUAAACGUCGAGCAGGACGCCAGCCGCUUCUUCAACACCAACUGCGCACAGGUUGUGCGCUCGUCGCGUUACAACGAGUACCUCAAAAAUCUGAUGAAGGAUGUGAAUGAUUACAGGGGCUCCAGGCUGAACAAGUGGCGCGCAACGCUUGCGCGCAAGUACUUCAGAAACCCUUGUGUGACCAUGUCGGUGCUGGCUGGCGUGCUCUUGCUCAACAUGACUAUGCUGCAGACCUUCUUUACAGUCUAUCCCUACUUCUACCCUCCAAAGUAA